Misgurnus anguillicaudatus (oriental weatherfish) is the source of this 1261-nucleotide messenger RNA. RefSeq names its product ganglioside GM2 activator (gene gm2a). Gene Ontology annotation, cellular component: cytoplasmic side of plasma membrane. NCBI's taxonomy places the organism in Eukaryota, Metazoa, Chordata, Actinopteri, Cypriniformes, Cobitidae. The record is from RefSeq and is a predicted model, not a curated record. Gene Ontology annotation, molecular function: enzyme activator activity; lipid carrier activity. Gene Ontology annotation, biological process: lipid transport; ganglioside catabolic process.
GGAACAAAAACCAUUCAAAUACCACAACACAUUCACAUGAUACUCUCACACACAUACAGGGGGUACAGAUGCCGCAGAUUUUAUGAGAGGUGGCAUUGUCUUCAUUGCUUCUGGAUAAGGACUUUCACCCUGUCAGGUCUCCUCUUGCUGUGAUUUCAGAGCAUGCGCGAUUUACAUUUUGCGAUUAACUAGAGAAAAAACGAUACACUUUGCGUAUUUGACUAACUUAUAUAGUGUGCAAAAUGACACGCACUGUGUUUUUGGCUCUGUUCGCUGCAAACUGUUUUAUACUGGAGAGCUCGUGCAGUUUUCAGAGCAGGGACAUCCAGAGAUUUACUAAGGUGUUAGGGUUUUCUUGGGAAAACUGCGGUAAGCAAGGUGAUGCUGCACAGAUGAAGACACUGAAAGUCUCUCCCGAUCCCAUUUCUAUUCCUGGACACUUGACAGCAGAGGCAUCGGGCACCACAUCCGUAGCGUUGACCUCUCCACUUUCUGUGAAUGUGACACUGAAAAGAGAAGUGGCUGGUUUGUGGGUGAAAAUACCAUGUAUAGAGGAAAUAGGAAGUUGUCAUUAUCCUAAUGUCUGUGACUUGCUCGAUCAACUAUUUCCUCCAGGACAAGACUGUCCUGAGCCUCUGCAUACAUAUGGCCUGCCCUGCCAUUGUCCAUUUAAAGCUGGUGACUACGCAUUUCCAUCGUCAGAUAUCACCAUACCUGAUAUUGAACUCCCCAGUUUCCUGACCAAUGGCAACUAUAAAGUGCAGGGUGUUUUAGGAAAUUCUGACGGAGAGUUGGGUUGCCUCGAUAUCAGCUUUUCUUUACACUCCCAAAACUAACACAAACCGAGAUCAAGGUUUCUGUUCCGGGUUUUGGGCUAGUGCUUGCAUAGGCAAAUGAGAAGUAGUGUACCAACCUAAAGGAGUUUAUUACUGUACACGGUACAAAUCAGUUUUAAGUGACAGAAUCCACAGAAAUUGUUGGCCUAUUUGCUAUACUUAUUUUUAAUUUCAAAUCUUCAUCUCAUUAUCUUAUUCAAUUGUAUUUUAAAUCAGCUCUAAAACCAGCAAACAAUGAGAUUUGUGAUUACUUUAAAUCACACUGUGAUUACUACUGUUUGACUUGUAAUCAGGUUUUUUAAAUGAAGUUUUAAAUACUGUAAGUGAGACUUUGUUCUCUUGCUGAUUUGUAUGCAGGUCUCAUGUGAUCAAUUAUGUUUUCUCAAUCAGUGCUUUUUAAUAAACAAUUGAAUUUUAGAAGUUUA